This is a messenger RNA of Zonotrichia leucophrys gambelii, 1869 nucleotides long. RefSeq names its product deltex E3 ubiquitin ligase 3 (gene DTX3). Lineage: Eukaryota; Metazoa; Chordata; Aves; Passeriformes; Passerellidae. Gene Ontology annotation, biological process: protein ubiquitination; Notch signaling pathway. Bases 131 to 1093 code for a protein of 320 amino acids. The record is from RefSeq and is a predicted model, not a curated record. Gene Ontology annotation, molecular function: ubiquitin protein ligase activity. The transcript is spliced from 5 exons. Gene Ontology annotation, cellular component: nucleoplasm.
CGCGCGGUCACGUGAGGCGGCCGCGCGCAGGGCGCCCCCCGCCGCCGGACGCGCCCGCGAUGCUGCGCCCGCCCGGGCCCGCCCCGGGCUCGUGGCUCUGCUGAUCCUCCGUGCUCCGCUCGUGUCCCCCAUGGGCUCACCAGUGUCCUUCGUGCUCUCGAGGAUGUCGGGCUGCGGUGCCCCCGGUGCCAAGAGCCGGGUGACGGUGCCCAAGCGCGUGUGGGAGUUCGUGACGCGGGAGCGCGCGGCGCGCCUGGCGCUGCUGGCGCAGGAGGCGCGGGUGCGGAUCCUGGUGGACGGCGAGACCCCCGAGCUGUACGUGCUGCAGCUGUGCGCGACCCCCCCGGCGCCCCCCGGCGGCGCGGGGCUCUGCCCGGCCCGCAAGGCGCUCAAGGCGCUGCUCAAGGAGACCGAGAAGGAGCUGAAGAAGCGCAGCCAGCGGCACGGGGAGGUGCUGGGGCCGCGGGCCGAGCCCCCCGCGGGCGCCGCGGGCUGUCCCGGCGCGGGCGCGGCGCGGGACGAGGAGCCGGAGCGGCAGUGCCCGAUCUGCCUGGGCGAGAUGCGCGGGCCGCGCACGCUGGAGCGCUGCCGCCACUCGUUCUGCGGGGAGUGCAUCGCGCGGGCGCUGCAGGUGCGCUCCGCCUGCCCCGUCUGCGGCCGCUUCUACGGGCAGCUGGUGGGCAACCAGCCCCCCGACGGCCGCAUGCUGGUCACCCGCGACGCCGCGCUGCCGCUGCCCGGCUACGAGGCCUUCGGCACCAUCAUCAUCCAGUACGUCUUCCCGCCCGGCGUGCAGGGGGUGGAGCACCCGAACCCGGGCGUGCGGUACCCGGGCACCACGCGCGUGGCGUACCUGCCCGACUGCCCCGAGGGGAACAAGGUGCUGGGGCUGUUCCGCAAGGCCUUCGCCCAGCGCCUCACCUUCACCGUGGGCACCUCGCUGACCACGGGCCGUGCCAACGUCAUCACCUGGAACGACAUCCACCACAAGACCAACUGCACCGGCGGGCCCCAGCUGUUCGGGUACCCCGACCCCACGUACCUCGCCCGGGUGCAGGAGGAGCUGCGGGCCAAGGGCAUCACCGAGGACUGAGCGGGGGGCACGGACCCCUCCCGGGCACGGGGACCCCCCAGGAUCACCCCGGGCAGCGAGGACCCCCCAGAGCCCCCCUGGGCAGCGGGACCCCCAAACAAGGGGACACCCCCAGGGGCAGGAGGAGCCCCCCCAGGCAGAGGGAGCCCCCUUCAAUGGGACCCCCAUGCAGGGGAUCCCCCACACAACGGGACCCCCGUGCAGGGGGAUCCCCUCUUCAAUGGGACCCCCAUGUGGGGGGAUCCUCCCAUCCAACAGGACCCCCAUGCAGGGGGAUCCCCCACAAAAUGGGACCCCCCAUGCGGGGGGAUCCCCCCAUAAAACCGGACUCCCAUGCCAGGGGAUCCACCCUUCAAUGGGACCCCAUCCAGGGGGUUCCCCCCCCAUCCAACAGAACCCCCCAUGCGGGGGGUCCCCCAUAAAAUGGGACCCCCCCCAUCCAAUGGGACCCCCCCAUGCAGGGGGAUCCCCCCAUAAAACGGGACCACCCCUGAAUUGGGGACCUCCCCAGCCCCCCCGGCUGGCAAUGGGGGGGGCACAAGGAGGGGCCCAGACCCCCCCAGAGGGGUUGGUGCCCCCCAGCCCCCGCAGCACGGACAGACAGACGGACCCCUGUCGGACCCCUGUACAUAGCCCUGACCCCCAGGACAGACAGACAGACGGGGGAUCCCCGCCCCCCCAGCCCCGGGGGGGGGGUCCCACCCUCGGGGGGGGUUAUUUAUUUUGUAUUUCCCCCCCAGGUCUGUAACUUUGAUCCAAUAAAAAUAUGCAACGGA